Molecule: messenger RNA, 291 nt
Organism: Paramecium sonneborni
Lineage: Eukaryota; Ciliophora; Oligohymenophorea; Peniculida; Parameciidae
Source: the annotation of a GenBank genome assembly
CUAAAAGAUUGAAAGCUUUAAGAUAAUUUUUUUACAUAAUAUAAAUUAAAAAUAAUAAGAUGGGCACAUGUUGUGCAAAUACUACACAAGAUAGAGAAUCUUAUACUGGAAUAACAGCUCCUAUAAAUAUAAAUAAUGAAAAUUUAGAGAUUGGGAUGCAAACUAAAAUAAAGGAAUCUAAUGAAACUCCAAGUUCACCAAUUAGAUCAGAGAAAGAUGUAUGGUUGAAGAUUAAAAUCUAGCACAGGAAGAGAACUAUGGAAGCAUAACGAGUUAUAGAGGAGUGUUGAU